Pangasianodon hypophthalmus (striped catfish) is the source of this 2130-nucleotide messenger RNA. It is a transcript of the gene spag7, whose product is annotated as sperm associated antigen 7. Gene Ontology annotation, molecular function: nucleic acid binding. Lineage: Eukaryota; Metazoa; Chordata; Actinopteri; Siluriformes; Pangasiidae. The coding region runs from base 128 to 814 and encodes 228 amino acids. The transcript is spliced from 7 exons. The record is from RefSeq and is a predicted model, not a curated record.
UUGAAUUAAAACGAGAUGUAUUGUAUUUAUUUAUGAAUAGAGCGCGCCCUCUAGCGGUUGAAGCCCGCAGUAACGCCACCGCUACUCAUAAGACUUCCGGUUUCCGGUUAGAAUCAUUCAGUCCAAGAUGGCGGACCUCCUGGGCUCAAUCCUGAGCUCGAUGGAAAAACCUCCAACAGUCGGCGACCAGGAAAGCCGCCGCAAAGCUCGAGAGCAGGCGGCUCGCAUGAAGAAGAUGCAGGAGGAUGAGAAGAGGAAGAAAGCAGAGUUUAGGAAGAAGAUGGAGAAGGACGUGUCUGAUUUCAUCCAGGACAGCGCUCUGAAGAAGAAGAAGUACGACCCCAUGGGGAAGAUCGAGAGGAGCAUCCUGCACGAUGUGGCCGAGGUGGCCGGUCUGACCUCGUUCUCGUUCGGGGAGGAUGAAGAAAGCAGAUACGUCAUGCUCUUUAAAAAGGAGUUUGCCCCGUCGGAUGAGGAGUUGGAGGCGUAUCGUAGAGGAGAGGAGUGGGAUCACGCCAAAGCCGAGGAGAGACGCAAACUGAAGGAACAGGCAGCGCUGGAGGAGGAAGCAGCCAGUCAGAGUCAGAAGAGACCGUCGUCUCCCAGCUCCAACUACAGAGACAAAUACAGCCAUCUGAUUGGCACGUCUGCUGCUAAAGACGCCGCCCACACGCUGGAGGCCAAUCGUGCAUACGGCUGCGUUCCUGUGGCCAAUAAGAGAGACACGCGCUCCAUCGAGGAGGCCAUGAACGACAUCCGGGCUAAAAAACGCCUCAAGAGAGGAGAAGAGGACACCGGGGCCGGCAGCCUGUGAAACGUGUGUGUGUGUGUGUGUGUGUGUGUGUGUGUGUGAGAGAGAGAGAGAAUCAGGGUGUGUAUUCAUAGAUGUGUCCCUGUACAGUAUUGUACUCUUUAGCAAUAUCUCCCUGAGGGCCUGUGGGACGUGUGUGUGUGUGUGUGUGUGUGUGUGUGUGUGUGUGUGUGUUUAGCCAUCACUCUGGCCUUGUCUGCUGCUUCUACCCUCCUCAUAGUGUGUGUGUGUGUGUGUUUUAAAGCUCGUUAGUUUAGUGGAUUUUAUUUCUCCGUGUCUUCCUGAUGUGAAGUUAAGGCACAUUUUUUUCUAAACUGACACUUUUUCUUAGUUUUUAGUGUGUUAGUUAAAUAAAGCGAUGUGUAAAGGCAAAAUUUGGCUGUAAAGGUCUGUGUGCAUCACGGAAAUGGUCGUCUAGUCCAUAUUUGGGAAUGUGGGUGUGGCUACGUGUCUGUUUCUGGAAAUGAGAGACGCUCCGAGUAAAUGUGCUUAGGAAGUAAUGACUAAAAAAUAAAAUGUGGGUGUGUCAUUGAGGUUACAGAUGGAAAUGUGGGUGUGUCAUUGAGGUUACAGAUGGAAAUGUGGGUGUGUCACUUGGGGGCCAUAUAUGGAAAUGUGGGCGUGUCUAAAUGUUAGUGAUCAGAGGCCAGAGAUUGAAAUGUGGGCGUGUCUUUGAGUCCAUAUAUGGCAGUAUAAGGAAGUCAUAUAUAGACAAAGCCACGCCCACCGGUCUCUCCUCAGACAGAUCGUCCUCGAUUUAUGGCACAACAGCAAAAAGAUUUAGGUUUUUGUGUUUUAUUGAGUGUUUAACGCCGUUUUAUCCAAACUCAUGCUUCUGGAGUUACUGCCUCCAGUGUGUUCAUGUGAAGUGUGAAUCUUUUUUUUUUUAAAAAUGAUAACAGAUCAAUUAGACCAGACUUUAUAUCAGCUUCAGAUAGUUCCUGUGCUAGAAAUAAGGAUUUUAAUCAAUGGUGCAUGUUCAGAUAUGAAACAAACAGUUUGGUGCAGUAGGAUAAAACUUUUUAUUGUCAUCGCUGAGUCAGUAUUCAUCACUAAAUUCUGUUUUGUUCAUAUUUGAUACAGCAAGCAAAUCAGAAAAACAUGUGGAACCGAAUACUUCCUUCCUAUUUAUAGCAUUUUAAAACCUUCCAUUACUGUUUACCACCGUAAUAUAAAAUAAAUAUAAAGCUGAAAGGAGUCUGUGUCAGUGACGAAUCCUGUAACUGUCCACAUUUUACACACACUGUAUCUGAGAAGCCUGUUACUCUAACAGACUCGACUCGCAGUUGAGGUUUUAAAUAAAGGAUUAAAUGGUGAAA